Messenger RNA from Dioszegia hungarica, 540 nucleotides. RefSeq lists its product as uncharacterized. The transcript is spliced from 2 exons. Lineage: Eukaryota; Fungi; Basidiomycota; Tremellomycetes; Tremellales; Bulleribasidiaceae. Bases 1 to 540 code for a protein of 179 amino acids. The record is from RefSeq and is a predicted model, not a curated record.
AUGCGAUUCCUCACCCUGCUAGCUCUCUUCACCGCCUACGCCAGCCACCUGGCGCUCGCUGCUCCCUCAGGCCUCGUCGCUCGCGCAGACACGGUAUACAACAUCGGUAUCAACAUCGGGCCGCAGUUUGUGAUCAAGGAUGGCAGGGCUUCCAUUGGCACCGCGUCCGGCACCGAGGAGAAGCACGAUUGGGGCGGAGACGUUCUAGGCCAUGUUUCACGCAAGAUCAUCGUCGGAGGUCUGGGCGAGCAGUUCGACAGCAUUGCCGGGUCAUGGAUUCAGGAACAGAGUUUCCGGUAUGAGGAGGCGUUUGAAGCGGAUGGUGUCAAGCAGAAAGCGGAGCCAUUCAAAGGUGUGUGCUUCAAAAAGUUUGCUCAUCGCGCUCCUCCUGGUCAUCAUGGAGCGAUGACCCGCUCGGUCGAAUUCACGGUACCGACCGCUGAGGCGAUACGGGCUGCGGAGGCCGCCGGACAGGCGGGACGUGGCGGUCAUCGCGUGGAGGAUGCAGACAUCAGCUUCUCCUGCGAGCGAUCGUAUUAG